Molecule: messenger RNA, 505 nt
Organism: Penaeus vannamei (Pacific white shrimp)
Lineage: Eukaryota; Metazoa; Arthropoda; Malacostraca; Decapoda; Penaeidae
Product: Krueppel-like factor 16
Biological process (GO): regulation of transcription by RNA polymerase II
Molecular function (GO): RNA polymerase II cis-regulatory region sequence-specific DNA binding; DNA-binding transcription factor activity, RNA polymerase II-specific
Source: RefSeq, a predicted model, not a curated record
GGUGCCGCUGCUGGACAUGCUCGUGCCGGCGGCGGAGGUGGAGCGCGUGUGCGCCCGGCGUCCGCGCCCCAAGAGGUUCUCGUGCAGCGAGUGCGGAUCCGCCUUCAGCAACAAGGGCCAGCUGAAGGGCCACCUGCGGAUCCACACCGGGGAGAGGCCCUUCGCCUGCGGCCACGACGGCUGCGACAAGCGCUUCACCCGCAACGAGGAGCUGACCCGCCACCGCCGCAUCCACAGCGGGGCGCGCCCCUUCCCGUGCCCGCUGUGCGACAAGCGCUUCGGACGGAAGGACCACCUCAAGAAGCACGUCCGCACGCACCAGCGUCAGCCGUUGCUGCCACCGCACCCGCUCCUGCACCACCUGCACCACCUUCAGCAGCUGCAACGCUAGUUCACCGUCGUCCCCUUCGAGGGGUGUUUGCUGCACGGGAGAAACUCUUUGCCUGGAGCCCUCCUGUGGCAGAUGUCUGUGAUAACUCCAUGUAAAUAAUGUACAAAAUAUUUA